Molecule: messenger RNA, 3196 nt
Organism: Lutzomyia longipalpis
Lineage: Eukaryota; Metazoa; Arthropoda; Insecta; Diptera; Psychodidae
Product: protein TAPT1 homolog
Exons: 2
Coding region: 64-1908 (614 amino acids)
Biological process (GO): maintenance of protein localization in endoplasmic reticulum; positive regulation of cilium assembly
Cellular component (GO): ciliary basal body; endoplasmic reticulum membrane
Source: RefSeq, a predicted model, not a curated record
GCCGUCAGUGAUGGGUAUUGUGUUUUUAUUUGUGUUUUUGUUCUCUUUUCUUGCCCCAAAAAAAUGUCUCAGCCGUCUUUUACGAGUACUCCCACACAGAAAAAGCUCCGAUUCCGUGGUGACUACAAUCCCUUGUCCUUCCCCGAUAGUCGGGUUGAGGAUUUUCUGGACGAAGUUGACGGGAGAAAUACAAAAAAUGGUGAUAUUUCGGGUGCAAAAGGUGGUGGGAAAUCCACCGGACAGGCAUCCCUGUAUGAUUUUCUAAAAGUCGAACUCACACGGGGCUACAUGUUGGAGCAUGACGAGGAACGUUACAGCGCCAGAAGGCAGAAAAUUUAUGCCUUCAUGAAGAUUCCCCGGGAGGUGGAAUCAUUCAUUUUCUACGGAGUUCUUCAGUGUGCCGACUCCUUCCUCUACAUCCACACAUUUCUUCCCGUGCGCUACCUCCUGGCCAUGUGGGCCAUCAUCUAUCGCCCAAUUGCCAGUUGCUUCGGGUUGAGACGAAGGAAACGUCGCUUACUGGCACCUGCGGAGGUGUGUGAUCUCCUGAAGGGUUCAAUCUGGAUCAUCUGUACCCUCCUCAUGGUGUCUUUUGUGGACACAAGUCGCAUGUAUCACAUCAUCAAGAGUCAAUCCAUCAUCAAACUCUACAUCUUCUACAACAUGCUCGAAGUGGGGGAUCGGUUACUAUCAGCCUUUGGCCAGGAUGCAAUUGAUGCCCUCUUCUGGACAGCAACAGAACCCAAAACAAGUCGUCGACAGCAUCUGGGGAUAAUUCCUCAUUUCUGCUUUGCCCUCAUCUAUGUCAUUGUUCACAGUGGACUCAUUAUGUUCCAAGCGACGACACUCAAUGUGGCCAUCAACUCUAGCAAUAAGGGCCUCCUCACUAUUAUGCUAUCCAAUAACUUUGUAGAGCUCAAGGGGAGUGUUUUUAAGAAGUUCGACAAGAACAACCUCUUCCAGCUCACAUGCAGCGAUGUCCGGGAGAGAUUUCAUCUUUCAAUGCUCCUCCUGAUUGUGAUCAUUCAAACGAUGAAAGAGUUCAACUGGGAAGUUGAACAAUUCCUUCUUAUGCUACCUGAUUGUGCCUACGUAUUCAUCGCAGAGUUCCUCAUUGAUGCACUAAAGCAUGCCUUUAUCACGAGAUUCAAUGAACUUCCCUUGGAAGUUUACAAAGAAUACACCCUCAGUCUGGCCUAUGAUAUGACACAGACGCGCCAGAAGCAUGCCUUUUCAGAUCACAGUGAUCUUGUGGCACGUCGGAUGGGAUUUAUUCCUUUCCCCCUCAGUGUGGUGCUCAUAAAAGCUGUGUACAAUGCUCUAUCGUUCGACUCCUGGGCUUCUAUAUUGCUCUUUAUCCUGGGCUACCUUGUUCUCGUUCAACUUCGUGUACUCAACAUGAUUGUAGCACUGGGAAAGGCUUGUGAUCUUAUGAAGAAGCAUCAGGAUGAGAAGAAUAAUGUGCCAUCGACACCACAAGUGCCCAAGAGUCGCAAUGUCACGGACACAGCUACAUCUCCUGUCCACAACUACCCACUGCAGCGUUCAAAGACAAUCGACGGGGUGCCUGAUAAGAAAGCGAGUGCAGGAAAAAUUCCGGAAGAUUCCAGCAAUUUAGGUGCAACGGCACUCUUCUCAAAUAGCGACGUGGACCUCGAGGGGGUGUGCCUGAAUGAGAAUCUCCUCAAUGAGUCCGAUGAGGUCUUCCAGGAUGAUUUCUCCAUGACACGCAGUGUUCCGGAUCUACAGAAGCGUGGCAUUGGUAAGGGGGAAGAUGAUGAGUCGGGAGAGGAGCCCACUGGCAAUCGGACACACAAGAGAUCUGAGUCAGAGCCAUCAAUUCAGAGUGUACUACAACAGGCCAACUCAACGGCUGGUGGUGUUGGAACGAAUACAGAGAGAACGUGACCCAACUAGAGAGAUCCUUUCAGCAAAAUCCAAAAUAUAUCACAACUCACAAAUUACAGGUAAACUUUAAUUUUGCUUUUAUUGCCUUUCUCCCACAACUUAAGCGCUUUGAUGCUAAAAGAUAAUCAAUCACAAUCUUUUUUCUUCUUUAACUUAACAGAGAUAAUAAAUUAAAGAAAGAGUGCCAAAGGAAAACUUAUCAGAUAAAACAAAAAAAAAAUGAAAAUCCCUUUUGUAAAAUUUUAUCUCUCAUAAAAAGGAAAACGGAAAAUUUCUCAGCAUACAGAAAUAGCACGAAAAUUCCUUCGAUAUCUCACAUAACUUAUACAAGAUUUACAUGAAAUCUCUGUACGAAAAUAGCUGUAAGGAAAAUUGCGUUGAAGACUGGCACGCUAUUGAAUUAUGAUUUUUUUUUUAUUAUAGUACUGUCUCUAUGUUUUCCCUUUGAUUUAAAAAAAAAUAUACGUGCUUUCUGCAAGCGUGCUUUAUGCUCUAUGGAAUUGAAAGGAUGUUAUCUAAAAAUAUCCAUCUACCCCAUUAUUAAACUUACAGUGGAGUGCAAGGGUUGUUCAAUGUAUGAGGGGUUGUUCUUGUUAUAGAAUUGUAAAAAGUUCUAGAAUGUUUGUCUAUAUCACGAAAUAGAACACGACCAAUAUUUUAUUUUCAUUAUUUACAAACAUUAAAAAUUGUUAUUUUAAGUGUUUUGAAUUGAAUUAAAAAUUGGAGGAAAAUAUUUUAAAGAAAAAUGCAAGAAAAGAUACAACCCUUGGCCAGAAUAUUGAUUGCACAAGUCCUUCAGAAAACUUCUUGCACCAAAUAACUACUUUAAGAAGUCUGAGAAUUUUGUAUUUUUAUCUUCUUUUAUUGUAUUUUUUUUAUUCAUUUCUAAAUUAGAUUUUAGCGUAUCCUAUAUUAGUUUCUUUUUGAAUUUCAUGUAUAAUUCAGUGAGAAGUUUGUUUUUCGAGCACUUUUGGGAUUAUUUUGCUUUGUGAUUUAUUAAUAUGUUCCGUUUUUGCGUGAUUUUUUCCAUUUUUAUUAUCAUUUAGAACGAAAAUUUUCUUUUUCCAAUUUCUUCUCUUCAACCUUGUUGAUUUACUUAAAAAAAACAAAGAAAUCUGUACGUUAUAGUAGUUAAUUUAUUGUACAAAAAAGACAUUUAAUUGGGAUAAUAAUGCUAUUUUUGUAAAUGAAAAAGCUUCACGUGAAAAGCACGAAAGAAUUGAAUUGAAUUAAAUCAUAUUUUGUAGUUAUAAUUUAUUGUUGAGAAAAUAAAAUUGCUGUGUAUCAA